AUGGAAUUUAUAUUUCUACUUUUAUUAUCGGGUGCUUGUGGGCAUAUUAAGAAUCCGGUGGAGAUAAGGCUAUUCCUCAAGCCGGAUCUAGAACUAAAGGUUGGCAGAAUUCCCUUGAUCAACACAAGCAUCGAGGAAAAAGAGGGAAAAUAUGCAAUAACAAUAGGAAACUUGUAUAUAUCUGGAAAUGAUUCAGUAAGCAUUGGCGACGAUGAGUUUUACUGGAAUGUGUACGACAGGCAAUUAGGCACAAUCAUAUGCUCGGAGGACCAAUGUCUAACUUACACAGAAGAAGGCUUGGAGAUGUCUCCAUGCUUCGAUCCAUCCGACUUCAGGAGUGCAUCCCAGCUGUUUCAGAUAGACAGUACUACUCGGGUGUCCAAAAACUCAAAUGGAAUCCGCAGGAAAAUGGAUCUUGUUGGGAAAGUGGAAGGACUCGUAGACCCCGUUAGCACCCGGAUAGCAGAGAUGGUUGACGAUAUGGAUUCGUUCUGCACAGACUCCGAAGAGGAGGAAAGGAGCUAG
Messenger RNA from Encephalitozoon intestinalis ATCC 50506, 525 nucleotides. RefSeq lists its product as uncharacterized. NCBI's taxonomy places the organism in Eukaryota, Fungi, Microsporidia, Unikaryonidae. The coding region runs from base 1 to 525 and encodes 174 amino acids. The transcript has a single exon. The record is from RefSeq and is a predicted model, not a curated record.